AUGGUCGAUUUCGUUGGAUUGAAGGGGAAGAACGUGGUUAUUACUGGUGAGUUAGUAAUGUAAAACGUAAUUUAUAAUAAUAAAAAUAGAAUAUUUCGACAAAUUUUUAUUUUUUGAUUCAAAAUAUUACCUAAAAUACCCUUAAAAUAGCCUAAAGAAAGCCUUUUUUAAUGGAAUAUACCAUUUUAAAGGUAUUUUAGGUAACAUUUUUCAAAAUAGAAUAACAUAAAAUAACCUUUUUUCAAUUUUAAAAUUAAAAAUAAUACCUAAAAAUCACAAAUAUAGUACAAAACAGCCUUUCUUUAACCUUAAAAACUGUAAAAAUUACCUAAAACACCCCUAAAAUAAUAAAAACAACCCUUUUUCUAGCCUUGACUUCAAACUUACUACUCAAAAACCCCUCUAAAAUAAUAUAAAACACCUCUCUUUUGCCAUUAAACCCAAAAAUAGUACCCAAAAAGUGCCAAAAAUGUGUACGCCACUUGAGAUUCCAAGGACGUCUCCGAUCCAAGUACUAAUCAAGCGCACCGUUGCUUAACUUGCCAGAUCGGACGGGAUGGCGUGCGUUCAACGGGCUAUGGGCGUACACAACUCUCUCUCUUCCCUUUUCGAACCCUUUCCUUUUGGGGUAGAUUAGAGGGUUUGACAGGGGUAAGGGUUUUAAAGGGUGGUUUUGGGGGUAAAAAUAGAAAACUUUUUAAAAAAUAAUUAAAAUUAAAAUUUUUGUUAAAUUUAUUUCAUUUUUAAGCCUAUUUUUGGGUUCUGAAGAGAAUAAGAAAAAAUCUGAAGAGCAUAAACAAAAUAAGACAAAAAAGGCGUUUUUCAUUUUAAAAACGUCAAAUUUUUAAAACUUAAUUUAAAAAAAUUUAAAUUCUUAAAAUUUAAACAAAAAAUUAAAAUUAUUAUUGUUUUCAGGAGCAGCACAAGGCAUUGGAGCGGCUACAGCCAAGAAGUUUGCUGAACUUGGAGCCAAUGUUGUGUUAGUUGACAUUAAUGAACAAGCCCUCAAUUCUACCGUCCAGACCAUACAACAAGGUCAGAUAAACCACAAUUUUAAUAAAAAACCAAUUUUUUUUUCAUUUUUUACACAUCUCUUAUCCUAUACUAGUCUGAUGCAAAAAUAAUGACGCAUUUAAAGCUUAAAAAUCAUUUUUUAGAAUUUCCAUCAAUAAAAGUAGUACCAUCAGUACUAAAUGUGAGCCAAAAAGCUAAUGUUGAUGAAUUGGUCAAGAAUAUAGAAAAAAUAUUGCCAGAAGGUAUGGAUGUUGUUGUGAACAAUGCUGGUACUAUCAGCAAAGGUGUCUACAUUGAUGUGACUGAAGAAGACUUUGUUAGGGUCAUGAACAACAACUUGAUGUCUACUCAUUUUGUAAGUUCAACUUAAAAUUGACUUGGCCAAAAUAAAGGUUACUACCAUACCCUACUCUACCCUACCCUAAUACUAUACCGUAUGCUUUUCGCACCCUACCAUGUUUUCUUUGCUCGUACGGUAUUUUUGAUUUACCGUAGACUUAUUCAUUACCUAUUUCUUCUUUGACCGUAAUAUACCGUACCUACCUCUCCUUACCCUACCGUAAGCAUAUCCGUACCUUACCGUGGGCAUAUCAGUAUUACAUACUGCUCCUCUAUGUAAGCCUAACGCCACCCUACCCUAUACUAGCCACAUUACAUCUGUACAUCGCCCUGCCCUACGCUAGCUCACUCAAUCCUGUCUUUGCAUUUACCAUACCAUAUGUACAUCUAAACCUCUUGUACCUCUACGCCAACCCUACCCUAGACUAGCCACAUUCCACCCCUACUUUACCCUGCCCUAAUAAAUCCUGUCAUACCAUAUCCUCGCAUUUACCAUAACGUACCUCUAGUCUAUCCCUCCUACCCUGUUUAGCUUUCUAUGUUUCAAUACAACCCAUUUUAAGGUCAGUCAAGCCUUCUCCCGCCAAGCAAUCCAACUGAACAAGCCCCUUUCAAUCGUCAAUAUCUCUUCGCUAGCCACGACCUCCGGUCAGCCGAACAUCGCCUCCUAUAUCGCAUCAAAAAGUGCCAUCGAAGGGCUGACAAAAGGUUUGGCCAAAGAGUUGGGGAAGCAUAAGAUUCGAGUGAAUGCGGUAAAACCUGGAGUGAUCGACACGCCCAUCAACCAGCAGAUCCCCGCCCAAUAUAAGCAAAUGUUUUUGAUGCAAACGCCGUUGGACAGGGUGGGAGAGGCGGAGGAGGUGGCCAACUGUGUAGCUUUUUUGGCUUCAGAUGCCUCCAGUUUUGUGACUGGGGCUAUGUUGGAUAUUAGCGGGGGAUUGUCUUUUUAG
Messenger RNA from Bursaphelenchus okinawaensis, 2303 nucleotides. The record is from the annotation of a GenBank genome assembly. NCBI's taxonomy places the organism in Eukaryota, Metazoa, Nematoda, Chromadorea, Rhabditida, Aphelenchoididae.